AUGUCGCAUCUUUCCACUUUUGACCCCAUUGCCUCUGAUGCGCCGAUGCCAGGCGAAGUUGCUGCCAGGGACUUGCCAGCUCGAGGAAGGCGCGGCAGGAGGCUCUCCACUUCAAAAACUACGACUUCUCAAGCAGAAUCAGCAGAAGCUCGUUCUGGCACCGACGCAGAUCUCAGCGAAGAGGUCCAAGGGAAUGGAAGCCCGACCCGACCCACCGGUUCGCGACGGACGGGGCCUUCCAAAGCGAGAGCGGCGAAAGCGGUGAAAGCGGCGCCGGCGCAGGCCGCCCAGGUCGCCCUGGCCCAGGCUGAUGCCGGCCAGGCGCAAGCGGCGCAAGGAAGAGCUACGGCAGCUGCGGAUGGCAAAGAUGGCAAAGUGCGGGGAGAGCGGGCUGGAGCGGCGAACUUCGAGACAGAGCCUGCAGAAAGGGUCCAUCCAGCUUUGGUUUCGCUUCCCUCGCUGUUUCGAUCCGCUUCCGCGCAAUCUGAGAUGGCAGGCAGUCACGUCAGCACCAUCCGCUCAGGACGAGCGAGAUCGAAGAUGAAAGCUUCCGGCGACGACCCGAGUGACAAGAAGCUGAAGGCGGCUAACUUGGAAAAUCGGUCGGUGGCACGCAAACUAAAUCAAAGACAACAGGAGUUGGAGAAGCUCGCGAAGCAGGCUCUAGGGCGCAAGGCCACUGUGCCUCGAAAGCAAGACACUGACACUGAAGCAGGCUGGGAAAAGAAGAUCCACGGUAUGCAGGUCAGCAUCAGGAAUGGGGCGAAAAUGGCGGACUUUUGGGAGGAGCGGCUGGGAGUUUGGCAUGAGGAGGUAGAAGCUCGUUGCGGGGAGGAGGUCUUGCUUGAGCUCCAGCGGCUGUCAGAGUUGAAGCCCCCGGAGCGAGAUUUGAUGCCUUUGCAGAUGGCACUGCUCAGGCGUGCAAGGACGGACAUGCAGAAUGUGGACAGGGUGCAGCAGGCUGGAACAGAUCUCAAGCAGCGCUUUGCUGCGGCAGUGGAGCAUGGAGAUGUGAACCUCAAGGAUCUUCAACAGGAAGUGUCCAACAUGAUGAAGCGGCUCUCGGCGGACUUGUCACUGGGUCCUCCAGGCCUUGCUCUGACUGCAACCGCAGUAUCUGCUGGGACAGCUGGUGCUACCAGGUCCCCUGCAGGGCGUGUCGGCGAAGGUGCAGCCGACGCUACCACUGCGCGCAGGUCAGUCCACAAGUCCAUGAAGAGCCGGAAGACGGCCGUAGAGGCAGCUCGGGAGGCUUUACGCCAACGUAUGGCAGGCGCGCAUGUCCUGACCUAA
Molecule: messenger RNA, 1293 nt
Organism: Symbiodinium sp. CCMP2456
Lineage: Eukaryota; Dinophyceae; Suessiales; Symbiodiniaceae
Source: the annotation of a GenBank genome assembly